UCAACUGCAAAAGCGUUCCCGAUUUGGGGAUUAGGGUUUCGUUCUUGGCGGAGAUAGAUGGCACUGAAUCGGAGAGGAUGGACGCUGCUGCGCCUCCGCUGUGCUGCGACUCCGUUCGGGAAGCUGUUCAAUCGGACCGCCGCGUCUUCAUCCGGAUGCACCUCCAAACUGUUCGUCGGUGGUCUUUCUUACGAUACUAAUGAAACAGCUCUCAAGGACGCUUUCUCUCGACAUGGUGAUGUUAUUGCAGUGAAGGUUAUAUGCCAUCCAACGACGGGCAAGUCAAAAGGAUUUGGCUUUGUCACGUUUUCUUCACAAGAUGAAGCUGCAGCAGCAGCGCACAAGAUGAACGGUGAGGUGCUCGAUGGGAGGCACAUUCGGGUGCACUACUCAAACAGUGGAUGAUCUGCCACUGCUGCUUAUUCAUUACUGAAUUUGUUGGUAGGAUUGAGUGAGCACCAAUGUAUACUGCUUAUGUUCAGUCCAGCCUACAAAUAGACAGUCUGCUGAUUUCUCAGCACAGCACAGGGUUCCCUGAGUUGUUCCUCACUUUAUUUUGAGAUCUGAAAGAUUGCAGGACCACCUCAUCUUUAAACCGUUUUCUUUCACUGGCACGAUUGCAUGAACAUGUAAGAGUGAUACUCCCAUCUUAGAUCUAGUUUAGGCCUGAUGAUGGGAAAAUUUUAUUUGCAACA
Molecule: messenger RNA, 695 nt
Organism: Panicum hallii
Lineage: Eukaryota; Viridiplantae; Streptophyta; Magnoliopsida; Poales; Poaceae
Product: glycine-rich RNA-binding protein 2, mitochondrial-like
Exons: 4
Coding region: 58-405 (115 amino acids)
Molecular function (GO): RNA binding
Source: RefSeq, a predicted model, not a curated record